AUUUAGGUAGUUGGCAACAAUUUUUAUUUGUCGUCAUCACAACUUUGGGAGUUCGGUUCUUGUCUGAUGUCAAGACGACGCGUGGUUGUAAAAUCCUUUUAAUUUUCGAAAUCAUGUAUUUUUCACUUAUUUUAGUUGUUUGUUCAAGCUUUGUUAGUAGUGGAUAUGGAGAACUAGUUAAUGCAAAAUUAGAUCGUAAUAUAGAUAUUGCAUCUCAAUUAGUGAAGGUGCUGAUGAAAUUAACGAUUGAAAACACCGGAAAGUCGCCGGUAUCUACAUUUUUAUAUGCUCUAGAACCAGAUACAAAACCCCAUUUAGCAUUUUUUGGAGCAUCUCAAAUCCACGAAGAAGGUAAAGUUCUCUUGAAGACGGAAGAAGUAUCUCGUCAACAGAGCCCUCAUAAGGACAAAGAUCUCAUCAAGAUUCAUUUCAAGAACCCUCUGCAGCCAGGAAAGUCUACUGUAGUUCGCCUUGAGAAAGUUCUCACCCAUUACUUAGUCCCUUACCCUUCUAGCAUUUCCCAGUCUGAUAAGCAGCUGAUUAUGUAUCAUGGUAGCCAUUAUUAUUACAGUCCUUACCUCACUAAAACUCAAACAACUGUUGUGACUCUUCCAUCAAGUUCUGUUGAAUCUUUCACAAAAUUGAAGCCUUUAGCUCACAGUGAUAAUCUCAUCACUUUUGGUUCUUAUGAUAAUAUUGCUCCAUUUAGUGUAAGCAAAUUGACUAUUCAUUGUGAAAAUAACAGUCCUUUCCUGUCAGUAAGUAAUUUAAAUAGAGCUAUCGAAGUUUCACAUUGGGGUGUUAUAUCAGUGGAAGAAACAAUAGAUAUUACUCACACUGGAGCAACUCUAAAAGGACCCUUUUCUCGUUAUGAAUUUCAACGUGACCAAAGUGGAAUUGCCUCUGUUAAGUCCUUCAAGACUGUUCUGCCAGCAUCUGCUAGUGAUGUCUAUUAUCGUGAUGAGAUUGGAAACAUUUCUACUAGUCAUCUUAAAGUCUUAGAAGAUUCAACUGAAGUGGAAUUACGUCCACGAUUUCCAUUGUUUGGUGGCUGGAAAACUCAUUAUGUUCUAGGCUACUAUGUACCUACUUAUGAAUAUUUAUUUAAUAGUGGUGAUCAGUAUGUUUUGAAGCUGCGUUUUGUUGAUCAUGUGUUUGAUGACAGUAUAGUAGAUAAAUCUACUGUUCGUGUGAUUUUACCUGAAGGAAGCAAAAAUAUUCAGCUAAAGAUGCCUUAUAAUGUGAAACGUCUAUCAGAUGAAUUACAUUUCACCUAUUUAGACACUGUAGGGAGACCAGUAAUUGUGUUGCAAAAAGAUAAUUUAGUUGAACAUCACAUUCAAGACUUUGAAGUUCAUUAUGAAUAUCAGAAAAUUUUGAUGCUUCAAGAGCCAUUUUUAGUCGUUAGUGCUUUGUAUUUGUUGUUUAUUGUUGUCAUUAUCUAUGUCAGAUUGGAUUUCAGCAUCACAAGGGAUCCAUUAAAGGAAAGCAAACUGCGAGUGUCGGGCUUUAUUGAAGCUGUUCAUCACCACUGUGACAAUAGAAUGAAAAUUUAUAGCAAGUUUGAUGAGGCACUCUCUAAAUUCAAACACAGUAAAGAUCUUAACAACUACCAGAAUGUUGUUAAAAAGUUGAACAAUGACCAUAAAACAGAGACUCAGGGCAUUAAUGACCUUAACACAAGACUUAAGCAGGAAGGAUCUGAUGUCACAGAUAAGAUUGGUGAGCUCCAACGCUGUGACAAAGCUUUCAAAGACCAGCUUCAGCAACAAUCUGUAUUGGUAGAAAAAUUAGUUGCUAACAAAGUCAGCAAACAGCAGUACCUCGAUUCUGAUGCUGCUAUCAUUAAAAAGAAAGAAGAAACUAUUGAGAAGAUGAAUGCCAUCUUGUGUACAUUGUAAACAAAUGCCUCACAUGAACAUUUUCAUUUGGUUGCUUCUUUAUCCUUACUUAAAUUCAUUCCAUGUUGAUCAAAAUGAGAAGAAAUGUGUUUGAGUCAUUAUCUUUGUAAGGGUGCAAAAACUAAAUAAAUAAAGUUUUUUUGUUUCUUUGUAA
Molecule: messenger RNA, 2055 nt
Organism: Parasteatoda tepidariorum (common house spider)
Lineage: Eukaryota; Metazoa; Arthropoda; Arachnida; Araneae; Theridiidae
Source: RefSeq, a predicted model, not a curated record